Molecule: messenger RNA, 1275 nt
Organism: Saccostrea echinata
Lineage: Eukaryota; Metazoa; Mollusca; Bivalvia; Ostreida; Ostreidae
Product: neuronal acetylcholine receptor subunit alpha-6-like
Exons: 1
Coding region: 1-1275 (424 amino acids)
Biological process (GO): signal transduction; nervous system process; monoatomic ion transmembrane transport
Cellular component (GO): synapse; membrane; neuron projection
Molecular function (GO): extracellular ligand-gated monoatomic ion channel activity; neurotransmitter receptor activity; transmembrane signaling receptor activity
Source: RefSeq, a predicted model, not a curated record
AUGAAGAAAGAAUCUGCUAGUUUGUUCUCGUUUUUACUGUUCUUCAGUGGACUUUUGUUUACAUGUGUUCAUGGACAUCUUUAUUCAGACGCUGAAUCACUUCUCCAGGACGUCUUCAAGAACUACUCAACUGAUAUCCGACCAAAAGAGAACUUAUCAGAAGUUAUAGAGGUUUCCGUUAAGCCGAUCGUUUUCUCAGUGAACGACUUUGAUGAAGUUUCUGAAGUUUUGUCCAUUGUUAGUAGUUUUAUGCUGGUUUGGCAUGAUUUUCGGUUGACUUGGACACCAAGCAGUUAUGGUGGCAUCGAGAUUCUCCCUGUCCCGAAACAGAAACUUUGGAUUCCGAAUAUCUUUUUGAUUGACCCAGCCAAAAAGAUGGAAGCGAUUGGGGAUGAAGACUUCAUAGGCAGAAUUUCUUACUCUGGCAUCGUUACAUGGGGACCAGCAGGUCUUAUUCAAACUACAUGCAAUGUUGACAUGUAUAAAUUUCCCUUUGACACACAAUCAUGCGCUUUCAUAUUAGCUCUAUGGGGAUAUUCGCCAUCUGAAGCUAAAUUAGUUCCUUUUGAAAAUAUGACUUCAGUGGAUACGAAUUACUACUCUUCAAAUGCCCAGUGGAAGUUGAAAGGAACGGCAAUGAAGCGAUCUGCACUCGCAGAUUACGAUAAUUUACUUGAGGUUCGAUUGACUUUAGAGAGGAGGUACCUUUAUUUCCUUAUAAACAUGUUAGCCCCUAUCCUCUUAUUGUCCUUACUCAACCCUCUUGUAUUUGCCCUACCAGUUGAAAGCGGAGAACGCUUGUCUUAUGCUAUAACAAUCUUCUUGUCAUUUGCCGUAUUUAUGACUUUACUCAGCGACAGUAUACCCAAAUCUUCCGAGCCAAUGUCAAUGAUGUCGUACUUUCUAAUUGUUACGAUGUCUAUUAGUACUUUGAUAAUCGUUUUGGCAGUUGUUACAAUGCGUCUCCAUUUUAAAGAUCCUAUAUUACCAGUUUCAAGUCACUGUGUUUUUAUACUCAAUGUUCUGAGAUUCCGAUGCCUGUGGCGCAGUUGUAGAAAAAGCGAAAACAAGAUUAAAGUCGUUGUUAAAUCUGGGAAAGUGGAUGAAAGCUUCGAAAAGAGUAAUGUUGAUGGAAGAAAAAAUACAGCACAAUAUGAAGCAGAAGAAAAAAUCACUCGGAAGGAUUUAGCGGAGGGAUAUGACAGAGUAAUGACGUACUAUUUUUACGUCUUUGUGUUCAUUCAGUGGUCUAUUCUCGUAAUAGCACUAAUGUAA